Rosa chinensis is the source of this 6751-nucleotide messenger RNA. Its product is annotated as probable disease resistance protein At4g27220. Bases 122 to 3736 code for a protein of 1204 amino acids. NCBI's taxonomy places the organism in Eukaryota, Viridiplantae, Streptophyta, Magnoliopsida, Rosales, Rosaceae. The transcript has 8 exons. Gene Ontology annotation, biological process: signal transduction. The record is from RefSeq and is a predicted model, not a curated record. Gene Ontology annotation, molecular function: ADP binding; protein binding.
UUUAUAUUGUUUUUUCUUGUUAUCACGCUCUCUUGUUUGAUCAGAAGACUUACAGAAAUUUGUUCACUAUUGUCUCCUCUCCUAGCCUAGCUUUCUUGUGGAUCUGUAAUAGCGGAAGCUAAUGGAGUUCUAUUUCUUCCAGAUGUUGUUGGCGAUCGUUGUGGUAAUUGUGACAUGGAUCGGUGCCAUAGCUACUAUUAAGUGGAUAUGGACUCUACUGAAGCAUUGGUGCCGUUACAUGGUUGAAAGGCGUGAACCAAUAUCUCAGGAUAAUCAAGAAUUGAUCGACAUCGCUACUGAGCCCGAGAGAGAAGAAGAAGAAAAGAUGUGGGAUCUCAGUGACUCUCCUGAUCAGGGAAACGAUGGCACCACCUCGGCCGCCGCACCGGUUGCUUCUUCUUCUUCUUCUCUAUCAUCAGCUGUUGAGUGGAAGUAUGAUGUGUUUUUGAGUUUCAGGGGUCCUGACACUCGCAAGGGUAUCACAUUUGAACUAUACGAUCGACUGCAGAGGAGGGGAAUUAAAGCAUUCAUGGAUGAUCGAGAUCUUGAAGUAGGGGAUGUUAUUUCUCCAACUCUCUUAAGAGCAAUUAGAGAAUCAAGGUUUGCAAUCGUUAUUCUCUCGCAAAAUUAUGCUUCUUCUACUUGGUGUUUGGAGGAACUUAGAGAGAUUUGUCUAUGCAUGGAAGACAGCAGUAGAAUCCUGCCACUCUUUUAUCAGGUUGAUCCUACUGAUGUUCGAUAUCAGAAGAGGAGUUUUGAAGAAGCUUUCACUAGGCAUGAAACCUCUGGGCGACAUGAAUCAGAGAAGGUGGAAAAGUGGAAAGCUGCUCUAAACAAAGUGGCCAAUAUCUCUGGGUGGAAUACAAAUGAUCAUAAGACUCACCAAGAACUGAUCAACUCCAUUGUGGAAUCUGUCUCCUGUAAAGUCUUACCUGCUGCAGUCGAGCCCAUGGGAGAGUUCAAAGAGUUUCAAGCAACGAGACAAGCCAUGAAUGAAGUUAUGCAGGCGCUAAAAGAUGAUGAAGUCAAUGCCGUUGGCGUGUACGGCAUGGGAGGCGUCGGCAAGACAACCAUGGUAAAACAUGUCGGUGCACAAGCCUGCAAAAAUGGGAUUUUUGAUCGUGUGAUUAUGGCUGUCGUUUCACAAAAUCCUAAUUUCGAGAAAAUUCAAGGCACAUUGGCAGAGCAGUUGGGCUUCAAAUUGUGGGAGGAGACAGAAAUUGGACGAAUUGCUAGAUUGAAUAAGGAAAUAAUGAGAAGAGAAAAACUCCUUAUAAUCUUGGACGAUGUUUGGGGGAGAACAGAGUUAUCAAAUAUAGGGAUUCCCAUCUACAAGGAACUUCAAAAGUGCAAGUCCAAAGUCCUACUCACCACAAGGAUAAGGAAUGUCUGUCAUGCCAUGGAGUGCCAAAAAAGGGUCACCCUCACUGUCCUCUCAAAAGAAGAUUCUUGGACUUUGUUUGUGACAAAAGCAAGAAGGUCUUUUGAGUCCACCAAAUUUGAGGAUGUGGCAAGGAGGGUAGCUGGAGAAUGUAGGGGUCUACCGAUAGCAUUGAUAGCAGUUGCAAGGGCACUUGGAGAUAAAGACUUAGCGGAAUGGGAAAAAGCAGCUCAACGACUAGAGAAGUCGCAAAUUGCCAACCCUGACCAUGAUGAAGAUGCAUUCAAAUGUAUAAGAUUAAGCUAUGAUUACUUGAAACAUGAAGACCACAAGUCAUGCUUCCUGCUCUGUUGCCUAUACCCAGAAGACCAUGACAUUCGACUAGAAAACUUGUUCAAGUAUGCAAUCGGGAAAGGAUUGUUUCGUGAUGCCGAAACAAUCGAAGAAGCCAGAGGAACAGCAGAUUCAGUGGUCAAGUACCUGAAAGAUUCUAGCUUGCUUUUGGAUAGCGAGAAAAAAGGAUGUGUAAAGAUGCAUGAUGUCAUCCGGGAUACUGCCCUGAAUAUUGCAAAAUCUAAAGAUGGGCACGGGUUUCUGGUAAAAGCGGGCUGUGGUAUAAAGGAUUGGCCACGCGGAUUACAUGAAGGCUGCACUGCUAUUUCACUAAUGAGGAACAGAAUUCGCAAGCUACCCGAAGAGUUGGUAUGUCCAAAUCUCCAGAUUUUAUUACUAAAACGGAAUGAUGAUUUGAACAAUAUCCCAGAAAAGUUUGUCCAAAGUCUGAAUGAAUUAAGGGUCUUGGAUCUUAGCAUCACUAGUAUUUCCUUACUACCCCAAUCAUUCAGUCUCCUUACCAAUCUCCAAGCUUUGUAUUUAGAUUUUUGCUGGAAAUUGACUGACAUUUCUAUAGUGGGAAAACUGAAGAAGCUUGAAAUUCUUAGUAUGAGAGAAAAUCGUCUUAGGAAAUUGUCAAGAGAAAUAGGAAAUUUGACCAAUCUAAGGAUGUUGGAUAUCCGUGCCGACAAACCAGUAGCUGGAGGUGUUAUCACAAUUCCUGUUGGAGUGAUAUCGAAGUUGCAUAGAUUAGAAGAACUGUACAUGAUGUACUGUGUAUUUGAGGACUUGGAUCAAGAAGAAGAAACCAAUAUUAGGUUUGAUGAGUUAGCUGGUUUAUCAAAUUUGCAAAUUUUGCACGUUUGCAUAUCUGAUGUAAAAUACAUACCUAAAGAUGUUGAGGUUCCGAAUUGGGUUUACUUUGAUAUACGUAUCAACGAAGGCUCAUGGGAUCCAUACGAUCAACAAGAUCAUAAUUCAAGAACCUUGGUUCUUCGUUUCACAAGCAUCAGUACCUUACCAGAUUGGUUUGUGAAUGCGGUGACAACGAAAACAGAGAAGCUAGCGUAUGACUGCUACCGAGGGAUGAGUGACAUUCUUAUGGAAUAUGACCACGGGAGGUUGCAUGAACUAAAGCAUCUCAUUGUAUCUGGUUCUCUUUUUGGUUCCUGUAAGUACUUAGAAGAGUUGAUGAACACAAGAAGACGGGUUCAAAAAGGGCCAGUAUUUGAGAACUUAGAAGAGUUGCAUCUGAUACAUCUGAUCCACCUUAAUGAGUUGUGUGUUGGUGAGUUACCACCUGGGUCUCUCAUUAAUCUGAAGGUGUUUCAUGUGUUUGGUUGUAUGAAAUUGGGGAACGUAUCAAAGUUGGUACAGAAACUACCAAAUCUGGAGAAACUUUAUUUAAACUAUAUGCGUGGAUUGGAAUAUGUGUUUGGAUGUGAAGUGGAUCAGCCAGCACAAUCAAAACUGAGAGAGAUAUAUUUGUUGGGUCCAAAUUCAGUGAAAAGCAUUUGUAAUGGUCCCGUCCCACGUGUAAUGUUCCAGAGUCUUAAAAGUUUGACCUUUUACCGUUGUGAGGUGCUGCAAAGUCUCUUCGCAUCUGAUGUAGCUCAGUGUCUUGUUCAAUUGGAAGACCUUUUUGUACAACAGUGUCCUUUGUUGGAAAGGGUAAUUGAAGCUGUGAACGACGAGAGACCGGUUCUUCCAAGAUUGAAGAACUUGGUUUUGAUGCAACUUCCUAUGUUGUAUGGUGCAAGUGCUACAGGUGAAAUUGAGUGUCCUUCAUUGGAACACUUGAUUGUGGUGGAUUGCCCCCAAUUUUCAUUUUCAAUCUCUUCCUCUCUCUUCUUCACCUUCAGAAGCAAGAACCGGUUUUCAUUUUCAACUUCUGCUUCUUGCUACUUUGGCAGCAGGAACAUAAUCAAACUCAAUGAUGAACAACUGUACAGCUUUCUACGUUACAGAUGGGGAGCACGUAAUGAAUCCGCUGACUUGCAAUGGUCCCUCAUCAGCUUCUGACUUCAAGACCAGGAACCAAGUUCAACAGUCAACACCAUGCUAAAAAACUUCUUCAAUUUCUUUCUUGAGGAUCGUUCUGAAUCUAUCCCAUGCAACAUCAGAAACCAUUAGAGUAUAUCUCACUUUUGGGCCUUCUAUCAGUACCCUUUGUCGUACAAAAAUACAUUCGAGGCUGGGCCCAACUACAUGUGUCAGGUCAUUCGGGUAGUCUAUGAGAACUGAGAAGAGACCAGGGCAGACACAUUCAAAGAAAAAGAGGAUCAACUCAGCGCUCCGAUUCAGUGCAUGGAGGUUGUACUCUACUCCCGUUCGUAAAUCAGGACUUGCUUGCUUGCUAAUUAAGAUUUAUGGAUUUAUAUAGGGUGCAAACUGCAAAGUGAUCGGUUGGUACGCUACUAGAGUUUGGUUUGAUGGCGACUUAAAUAAGAAUACUGCAAAGAUUUCUUGUAGUAGUCCAGGAAACUCGUUUGAGUGAAGGAUUCAUAGUGAAGGAUUCAUACAUGCUUAGGAUAAUAUAUUAGCACAUUUUGGCUGGCUGGAAGGUUUUGGCAAAAUCUCUUUCUCUAAAUCAUUUCUUCUCCCAUAUGUAUCUUUUCAGUUUUUGUAUUGUACAGUACGUACUUCAUUUUGUGGUUGCUUCUAUUUAGCACCUGAUGUCCUCAGCAGCUCAUAUGACACUUAUAACAGUUGGUGAUGUAGCUGAAGAUGCAUUGUUGAUUGAUCUAACUGAUGUGCCUAUAUAUCAGGAUGUGAAAAACAGCUUCCAAAGGGAUUCCAACAGCCAUCCCAUAAACCUCAUGAGAGUGAAGAGAUCAGUUGGCAUGAUCAGGAAUUCAAGAUUAUGUUUGAGCAAUUUCUUGCCCGCGGUAGUCAUAUACUUAAUUCUCAACAAUUCUCCCUAUGCAUCUCUAUAUAUACUGAAACCGUCUUGAAGUUUACUUAGCUAGUAUCUUGGGUGGAGUUUGAUUCUUACCCUCCUGUCUUACCCUGUUGAACAGAAUACUUACUAGUAAAAGCUCAAUAUACAAUCAUAGAUAAAUUUAGAGUGCAGUGUUGCACUUCCUUUAUAAUACUGCUUUAUUAAUCAUGCAAGUGCCAAUCAAAAUAGUCUUUAGCUUAGUUUGUUAAGAGUGUAUGUGCUAUCUCAUUAUCAUUUAUCUAUCUCAUUAUGUGCUUCCUUUAUAAUAUUGUUUCUUGUUUGCUCGUUUUCGCUAGCUUUGAUUUUGGGACAUUUGGUUCUCCAAAAUACUUACCAAAAUGUGAUUACAUUCAUCGGUCGAGAACUUGGUAAUAAUACCUAGUGUUCAUGGGCAGGAACUUCUGAUAGCCUGUAUCUACGGCUUAUGAGCGGAUUUUUGCUCAUUGGCAGCAUUUAGUGUUCUAUUUUAUCUUUUGGUCAAAAUGAUACAUGUAUAUGAAACUGUUGGUACAGCAUGUGUGUGUACUAGCUGAAAGGCUUUCCUUAAUUUACACUACGUUUAUUCUGAAAGAGGAAAAUCUGUUAAAUUUAAACAUGACAACUAUGGAAACUGUAGUAAGUUAAUGGAGACAUGGCUAAGUCGCUGAUGAACAUCAAUUGUUAAUGAUUCUGAUACCAUCUUCUGCACUGAGCUAAAGGUUGAAUUUUUACUAGCAUAGGUGGUGUUAUGCUACAUUGCUAUAGUAAGUUAAUCGAGCCAAAAUUAAGUGAUUGAUGGUUUUUAUAUUGUUGGCAUUUGCCUCCUUUACUUAUUUUGCAAUGCUUUACUUUCUUAUUUGAGCCUAUUGUAAAUUUUAAAUCAAGCUUGAAUCUCUUUUACUAUACAACACCAAACCCACAAAUUAAUAUUGCCCCACUUGGAUUAAAGGGAAGCAAACAAUCUACUUUGAUGAGUUUCCCUUCUUCCAGCUUCAGUUUAGUGCAUCUUAUUCAUUUUCUCCCAAGAAAAAAGUGCUAAUCAUUAAUUUUGAUAUUUUGUAUGGAUGUGAAUGUAGGUUGAUGAACUUAAACUGGGUUCAAACACAAAUAAUAUUAGUUGACUGUGACUCAAAACAGAAAGUAUUUUAUCUGUAGUCAAACCAGUGAAGUGUUUCAAUUGACUUGCUUACAUGAUCCUUUUAAGCAGAUUCUGGCCAGAAGGUUCUGUUCAAAACCUCAUUUGUUUGAAUUCAUGCUUCAUUAAUAUGUCUUUCAUUCUCUUGCUGUUGCACCUAAUCAUAGUGUUGGGCUGAAAACAAUAGAAUUCAUCUGGAAACAUAUAUAGAUUCAGCAAUUUUUCUGUUAUCUUUUCAUAUCAAAACACUAGAAACUCUGCUUGGUCAUCAUGAUGUUACAGCAACUACCAAAAUAUAGUUCGCUUGAUUCUCAAUUCUUGUUUCACCUGAUUUAUUGAUAACAAAGCAAUAUGGAAAAUUAAUUACUACAUUUUGAGUAUUUUUAUUUUUCAACAUGGGACUGGAAUAUAUAAUAUGCUUUUUGCCUCUACAUUCAGCAUUGCUAUUGUCAAAGAUAUGAUGGAUGGGCACGUCAUGAAUUUUGGGGCAAGGAAGCAGUUUAGGGACAGGAAGUUGUGUUGCCUUUUGCAGAUGCCAUAUAUAAGACAGUGGUCUACUUGCUUCAGUAGCAACAACCCCAGCUGUUUGUACAAUCAAACUUUUACAUGAAACCAUGAAAGCAGUGGUUUCCCGAGACUAAACAAAUGGAGAUUCACAAUGGCCGGAAAGAAGCAAGCAGUACCCAUCAAUUAUUUGGCAGCCUAGAAAGUCCGAUCCUUACAAGAUCCAUUUAAAAGCAUGGUGAUCACUGGAAGAAGAGUGGAAGCAGCUAGCUGAUAAAGAACUCUUGAGGCAUUGAGUUGAAGCUCCUUGUUGAUAAAUAGCACACCCACAUAUGAAUAUCUUGAACCAAUAUUAAGCUAUAGUCUGUACUUGCUUAUAUUUAUUGAAACUCCCAGGCCUUGUUUGCCAGGCUUAACAUUGUUGAAGCUGAAAGCAUGACGUUCCAGUUUAAUAUACUAGGAUUACCAUUCAGAAUAA